AUGAUUCGCGCUCACGACCUCGAUAUCGUCAUCCCUAGCCCCGAGUCACCUCCAGGGAUGACGGCCUCCAAGAGCUCAAAAUCGUCUUCUUUCCAGUCCUUUAGUAGCGAUGAUGGCAGUGUCCUAGCCGACGUCGGCCACUUUGAAGACAUUGGCCUGGAUGACGACACCGAUACUGUGACCCUCAAGAGCCCAUCUGAGGUCAACAUCCGCUCCCUAGCCGUCAAGGCGCCCACUGGACGAACCCUCGCAGCCGGCCGAACUGCUUUGAAAGGCCGUCCGCCUUUUCCGGCCCUCCAGACCAACGUCUUCGCCUCGAACCCGCGCAGCACCAAUCUAAGUGCUCUUACUGAGCCUCUCUCGGCCAGUCGCCCCAAGCCCUUGACCAGUCCUUCCACUUCGUCCCUCCCAUUUCCACGGCGCCGAACCCCCAGCCCUGCAUACUCGCUCAAUCCGAGAGACCCGAGCCGUCCGGCCAAGCCUCGCCGUGGUAGCUGGCAGACGAAUCGCGAUCGCAAGUCCUUUACCGACCUGGAACGCGAGUGUGACGAAGACGACGGCGAUGACAUCCCCGACGGCCUGGUCCUGGAUAAUGUUCCUAUCUCUCCCCGCCCCCCGCAGGAGCGUUCGCCCAGCCGGACCAACUCCAUAUCACCAUCCCCCGACCGAGCCCCCAAAGAACGCGUCCGGAGCGUUGGCAACGGAACGCCGGCUGUCGCCCAAGCCCAAGGAUCUCUCCGGUCUCCUUCCUGGAAAAGCGAUGCCCCCCCUCGCAGCCCUCUCAAGGCUCGCGCACACAGCUGGAACGCGGCUCUGGCCGAACUCAAUGCUGAAGCCAAGGCUCUGACUGAAAAGCUGGAAGAGCAUGCGGAUGAGAUGGACGAGAGCCAGACCAAACGGCCCAAUGGCACCCGACCCAAUACUUGGGCCUCGACCCGUCGGAGAUCAGUGGACAGCUCCUAUGACAAGAGGGAGCGAAUUAAGUCGACACCGGAACUGCCGCCUCUCCGGAAGACUAAUAUCAUGAUUGACCCUCUUCCCAUUUCAAAGGAGAAGGAGGCUGUCUUGAGCCGCACUCGACCAUCCUGGCUCCCACCCAAGGAUCCUGCUGAGGAGAAACGACAUUUGAAGGAAUACCAGAAGAUGAUGGCUGCUAGCGCCCGAUCUGAAGAACGCCGAGAAGCCACCCGUAAAGCAAAGGUUGAGGGACGUGAUGUUACCGCAGAUAACCUGAUGCAUAUCUGGGAACGAGAUGUGAUCCCCCGCUGGAACGACGCCAUCCGAGAGCGCAGGACGAGGGAGCUGUGGUGGAAGGGUGUUGCGCCUCGAAGCCGAGGAGUCGUAUGGUCACGAGCGAUUGGCAAUGAGCUGGGCCUCAGCGAAACGUCAUUUGAAGCAGCACUAGCAAGAGCGAGAGAGGUGGAUGCUCGGGUCAAGGACGACAAGGGCGACGCGGACGACGUCAGGAAGGCCAAGUGGUUCCAGGAAAUUCGCAAGGAUGCUUCCGAGCGGACCUGGAAGGACCUCCGCAUCUUUGAGGUUAGCGGACCGCUGAACCAGAGCUUGAUUGACGUGCUGAGCGCGUAUGCCAUGUACCGGAGCGAUAUUGGCUAUGUGUCGGGUUGUAAUACAAUCGCUGCCUUGCUACUGCUGAACCUACCAAACCCCGCCGCAGCGUUCAUUUCACUCUCCAACGUUCUUAAUCGACCCCUACCAUUGUCCUUUUAUGCAGCGGACCCGGGCGCUCAGUCAUCGGCUUGCAACUUGGUGCUGCAAACCCUGGCACUCAAAUCCCCCACGUUACACCACCACCUGACUAUGAAUGUCGACCCCGCAACACUGGAAGCCUACCUUCGCGACAUUUUCACCAGCAUGUUCACGGCACAGCUUGCCAUCGACGAGGCCGCAAGGUUAUGGGAUGUAUAUGUCUUCGAAGGAGACGGUCUCAUGGUGCGCGCGGCUGUGGCCUUCUUAUUGAGCAGAGAAAUGACUCUGCUCGGAACAAAGAACUCAGGGGAAGUGAAAGCGGUCCUCUCAGUGCAGAAUGCCAGCGUGCGUUCUGCAAGACCCGCUGGCGAAGUCGGCGCGGAAGACCGAUUUAUGAUCUCGGUCCGCGAGGCUGGCAAGGCCUAG
This is a messenger RNA of Ilyonectria robusta, 2133 nucleotides long. RefSeq lists its product as uncharacterized. Gene Ontology annotation, biological process: activation of GTPase activity. The coding region runs from base 1 to 2133 and encodes 710 amino acids. The transcript is spliced from 2 exons. Gene Ontology annotation, molecular function: GTPase activator activity. NCBI's taxonomy places the organism in Eukaryota, Fungi, Ascomycota, Sordariomycetes, Hypocreales, Nectriaceae. The record is from RefSeq and is a predicted model, not a curated record.